AUGGAGAGCCUCGCCGUCGAGCUCCUCAUGGCUAUCUUCGCAUUCGCGUGCACGGAUGGGGGCCGCACGGGAUGCUCGCUCGCUCUAGUGUGCAAGCAUUUCCGCGAGGUCUCCAGGCCGCUGCGCUUCCACUCUGUCGCCCUCACGGGUGCGCCGGACCAGCUCAAACGGUUCUUCGUUCUGUUCGAGCGAGAACGCGCUGAUCUGGGGUCGACUUCCGCAUCCAAAGUGCGCCACGCGUUCAUCAGGACAGUACGCCUGAAGGCCCUGCCGUUGGAUCAAGCUUCGUCCACGUCCGUGUCCGGGGAGACCACCCCCAGCGAAGAGGACGUCGAACACGGACAUGGUUGCGAAGACGACGAUGAUGUCGCAGCGCCGCGUACGCGCUUCGAGUACACUGAGCUCCUCUCUGCUUUGCUGCGCGCAAUCGCACCGACGCUCGAGACACUCGUCUUCCUUCCAUUGAACAUCACGCGCGACGUGGAGCCAUUGGAUCCGGGGAUAGUUUUCCCUGUAUUGCAUGAGCUCACGCUCGGGAGCCCGCUGUUGUAUUACACGUCCAAUAACCCCACGCCCCCCUUGCCACAGCGGGCGUAUCCCUCCCUCACGCGCCUGCAUCUACGGUCAAGUAUCCACGGACAACGAAGUGAUGACUGGGUGUAUCACGCCCCAGGCCUCACCCAUAUCUCGGUCUCUAGCGUGGGCUAUAGAACGCACGUACCAAGCUUCAAACUUUUCUUCGACAGAUCUGCGACUAGACCGGAGGAGCAGCCCUUCAAAAAGCUACAAACGCUGAUCAUUCACCUCUUCCAACCGCCAUCUGUACGGUUCUGUCACGGUACGCCGCUCCUGCGGUACGAGCGCAUGGUCGCCGAACUGUGGGAGUCGCAAGCCGAGGCGAUGGUACCCGUGUAUAUCUUCCCUCCGAAAAUGGAGGGGGAUUGGUCGGACGCGGGGGGCGCAUGGUACGGGGACGUUGACCGAGAGGCGUGGGAGGACCGCAUGCAGGGUGGAGAAGGCUGUUGGGGCGUCGAGAGUGAGUAUGCACGCAGCGCAUACAAGGCAAAGGAGGCGCCGGGUUACCUAGCCCCUUGGUGGCCUACCCGCCCCCGACCCCGAGGGCUGAGUGUACAUGGUUGA
Messenger RNA from Trametes versicolor FP-101664 SS1, 1140 nucleotides. RefSeq lists its product as uncharacterized. Bases 1 to 1140 code for a protein of 379 amino acids. NCBI's taxonomy places the organism in Eukaryota, Fungi, Basidiomycota, Agaricomycetes, Polyporales, Polyporaceae. The transcript has 2 exons. The record is from RefSeq and is a predicted model, not a curated record.